CUGAUUAAUCAAGAAAGAGAUGAACAUGACACUGAAAUCCUCAAGGCCGUGGCACAAGCAUGGCACGGCCACUCUGCCAGCUCGAAACCGGCAAAACCUGCCUCGGAAUUCGAUGCUCGUCGCCAGUUCUUCAAGAAAAGGCCCUCCCGAUUCAAAACCGAGGCCUCUUUUUAUGGCGGGAAAAAAGAUUCUUGUGGGCCCACCGGAUGGGAUUUCGGUCAGUCUUUAUGGGACUCUUACGAAAUUGUGUCCGUUUCGAAGAAGCUUGAAACGGGCCUCGUGAUGGACGAGUACCCGUUUUCGGACGGGCCCGAAAAGGUGUUAUUCGGAAGAAGGGGAAAAGAAAGUAGAAAUAGCUUGAGGAGAUUGUUCAACAGGGUGUCUUCUUCUAGAAGGUUCACUGCAGAAGAUAUACCAACAGACUGA
Molecule: messenger RNA, 426 nt
Organism: Striga asiatica
Lineage: Eukaryota; Viridiplantae; Streptophyta; Magnoliopsida; Lamiales; Orobanchaceae
Source: the annotation of a GenBank genome assembly